Molecule: messenger RNA, 1626 nt
Organism: Thlaspi arvense
Lineage: Eukaryota; Viridiplantae; Streptophyta; Magnoliopsida; Brassicales; Brassicaceae
Source: the annotation of a GenBank genome assembly
AUGGUGUUGGCGGAGCUCGGCGGGAAGAUUACCCGCGCCUUGCAGCAGAUGAGCAACGUGACGAUCAUCGAUGAGAAGGCUCUGACCGAAUGCUUGAACGAGAUCACUCGCGCUCUGCUCCAGUCCGAUGUUUCAUUCCCCCUUGUGAGGGAGAUGCAGAGCAAUAUUAAGAAGAUCGUCAACCUCGAGGAUCUAGCAGCCGGCCACAACAAGCGACGGAUCAUCGAGCAGGCUAUCUUUAGUGAGCUCUGUAAAAUGCUGGACCCAGGAAAGCCUGCAUUUGCACCCAAAAAGUCUAAACCUAGUGUAGUUAUGUUCGUCGGAUUACAAGGUGCUGGAAAAACCACAACGUGUACAAAGUAUGCUUAUUACCAUCAGAAGAAAGGGUACAAACCAGCUCUAGUGUGUGCUGAUACUUUCAGGGCGGGAGCUUUCGAUCAGCUGAAGCAGAAUGCCACCAAGGCUAGGAUCCCCUUUUAUGGAAGGUACCUCAAAUCAAUCCCUUUACGGCGUUAUGAGAUCUUACGCUUGUCUUUGUAUCAGCCUUCUUCUUGCAUGCUUAGGCUAAGUACAAAGUGUAUCCUAUUGUUUGGUUUAGACUCUGAGUCUGAGGUUUGGUUUAGCUACACGGAAUCUGAUCCUGUGAAAAUCGCUGUUGAGGGAGUUGAUAGGUUCAAGAAAGAAAACUGUGAUCUUAUUAUUGUUGACACCAGUGGUCGCCAUAAACAAGAAGCUACCCUCUUUGAAGAAAUGCGUCAAGUUGCUGAAGCAACGAAACCAGAUCUCGUUAUAUUUGUUAUGGACAGCAGUAUUGGUCAAGCUGCAUUCGAUCAAGCUCAAGCAUUUAAGCAAAGUGUUGCUGUGGGAGCUGUGAUUAUCACUAAGAUGGACGGUCAUGCCAAGGGUGGUGGUGCUCUUAGCGCUGUUGCAGCUACAAAAAGUCCUGUGAUAUUCAUCGGAACAGGAGAGCAUAUGGAUGAGUUUGAAGUGUUUGACGUCAAACCAUUUGUCAGCCGUCUCUUAGGAAUGGGUGAUUGGUCUGGAUUCGUGGAUAAACUACAAGAGGUGGUGCCUAAAGACCAACAGCCCGAACUUCUGGAAAAGCUCUCUCAGGGUAACUUUACACUGAGAAUUAUGUACGACCAGUUCCAGAACAUACUGAACAUGGGCCCACUUAAAGAGGUUUUCCAAAUGCUUCCUGGAUUCAGUUCUGAAAUUAUGCCUAAAGGACACGAGAAAGAAAGUCAGGCCAAGUUAAAGCGAUACAUGACAAUGAUGGAUUCUAUGACAAACGAAGAGCUGGACAGCUCGAACACGAAGCUGUUUAACGAGUCGAGGAUGAUGAGGAUAGCGAGAGGGUCAGGGAGGAUUGUAAGAGAGGUGAUGGAGAUGCUGGAAGAGUACAAGAAGCUUGCAAAGAUAUGGGGAAACAUGAAAGGGCUAAAGAUCCCAAAGAACGGAGACAUGAGCGCACUCUCGAGGAACAUGAACGCACAGCACAUGAGCAAGGUCCUACCGCCUAAUAUGCUCAAGCAGAUCGGCGGCAUGGGCGGUCUCCAGAGUCUCAUGAAGCAAAUGGGUUCGGGCAAGGACUUGAUGGGAAUGUUCGGUGGCAAAGACAAGUAG